Pundamilia nyererei is the source of this 3395-nucleotide messenger RNA. RefSeq names its product MALT paracaspase 1 (gene malt1). Lineage: Eukaryota; Metazoa; Chordata; Actinopteri; Cichliformes; Cichlidae. Gene Ontology annotation, molecular function: cysteine-type endopeptidase activity. The record is from RefSeq and is a predicted model, not a curated record. The transcript has 16 exons. Gene Ontology annotation, biological process: proteolysis. The coding region runs from base 637 to 3075 and encodes 812 amino acids.
GCCUGAGCACUCGUUUAAUAUACGAGGACGUUGCAUGUUAAAAGAAAAGAAUAUAUAGAUUAACCUUGAUAAAUAAGGGUUAUUUGGUAUAUACUAGCUAGUAUUAGCAGCGUUUACAGUAAAAAAACAGUGACGUAUUUAACUACACUGAACAAAUACCAAAUAAUCGUGUUGGCUCAGUCAAAUGGCGAGUAUAGGGCAGCUACACUCUCUUUGGCAGUUGCACAGAGCUAGCUAGUAGGCUAUCCUCUUUCGAUUAACGCCAAACAAAAUUACGAAUAGAAAAUGAGAUAUCACACAGGUUAAUUUUUGAGUAAGUUACUUGGUUUGUCUUAAUGGCGUUGAAUUAAUGAAAGGAGGUAAACUCUGAAAACAGGCCAGAGUUCGGGAUUUUCUUUUCGCCUCUCGCUUCACAAGCGUACAUGCAGAGACUCAUCUUUAUACAUAAGUGGUCUUUGUUAGAAGGAAACCACAACUGAGCUGCACCACGGGGAAAAACCAAGACGACGCUGUAGGCGUGUCUAUCAACUUUAUCAUUUCUUUCAGGAAGUAGACAUAUUUUAUUUCUCGUGCCAUAACUUUUCUUUUGCGUGCGAUAGAAACACGUUGAUGGUGAGCUUUGGUUGAGGAACUGUCAUGUCGGACUCUUUGGAACGGUCCACGAAGAUCAACUCGUUGAAGGAGCCGGUUGUGAAGAGGCUGUGUGAGGUGCUGGACAAAUCCAGCACUAAAGGAUGGCGAAAACUUGGAGAGAUUGUUGGCAAUGAUAGACGGUUUAAAGUCAGCUCGGACGACAUGGAGAUGUGCUCGCUGAAGGUGCUGGAGCUGGAGGGAAGCCCGAGUCUCAUGCUGCUGAGGCUGAUGGGAGAGCGAGGCUGCACCACAGGCCAUCUGAUAGACUACCUCCAAACUUUAGGCAACUCAGAGGCUCUGCAGUGCCUGAAACCGCCAGCCCUCCAGAUCCUCAUUCAGCCCCAGUCUGUAUCCAUUAUAUGUGGCCACAAUCUGCGGCUCAGCUGCCAUGCUGUGGGCAAGUCCCCAGUACAGUACCAGUGGUUCAAAUCUAAGGAAGAGGUUCCAAACAGCUUCUCCCCAGACUUGGUAAUAAGUCCAGUCCAGAUGAAGGAUGCUGGUUUUUACAUCUGCAGAGUCAACUGUGGAGAUGCCUUUGAGUUCAGCCACUGGGCUCAGGUGGAUGUCCUGAAUGUCACCUUGUGUUACGGGCAGAGUUAUCACUUUUUAGAUGGUCGACAAAAGGUGGUGAUCCAGCCUCAGUCCCAGCGGCUACAUGUUGGGGAAGAUUUGCAGCUGGAAUGCGGAGCCGUGGGACGGCCGAUUCCUCGAUACCAGUGGCACAGAAAUGGAGUCCCAAUUCCGAAUUCUACAAAGAGGAAACUUAUGAUUCCUCACGUGAUGCAGGAACAACAAGGCAGAUAUCGCUGUGAGAUCAGCAGCAGCUCUGAGAGAAUGUGGACCAAUGAAGUUGAUGUUGUGAUAGAUGACAUUUACGCCAUUGGAGAAGGUUCCAAUGAAUUCUUCCUAAACAGUAUUCCUGAACAACUUUAUGCAACUGACAAAGUGGCCCUGCUGAUCGGAAACCUGUCUUACCAGAACCACCCGCAGCUUAAAGCUCCAAUGGUGGAUGUUUAUGAUCUCACUAACCUCCUGCGGCAGCUAAACUUCAAGGUGGUUUCGCUACUAGACCUCACAGAGUCAGAGAUGAGAAAUGCUGUAGAUGAGUUUCUACUGCUGCUUCACAAAGGAGUCUAUGGUCUGCUGUACUAUGCUGGUCACGGAUAUGAAAACUAUGGAAACAGUUUCAUGGUGCCAGUAGAUGCUCCAAAUCCGUACCGCUCAGCCAACUGUUUGUGUGUGCAGAGCAUCCUUAAACUGAUGCAGGAAAAGGAGACGGACCUCAAUGUUUUUCUGCUGGACAUGUGCAGGAAGAGGAAUAUUCACGAUGACAGCACUUCAAACGUCGUCCUGAGGGUUACCGCCAACAUUGUCUUUGGAUAUGCUACGUGCCAAGAUGCAGAGGCCUUUGAGCUAAGCUCCACCGGCUUCACCAACGGUGUGUUUGUCAAGUUUCUGAAGAAGCGCCUGCUGGAUGACGAGAAGAUCACUGUGGUGCUGGACAGAGUCGCCGAGGAUAUGGGCCAGUUUGACGCUACAAAGGGGAAGCAGGCUCUGGAGAUCCGCAGCAGUCUGUCGGAGAGGAGAGCGCUGACGGAUCCUAUUUUGCCCGGAGACAGCGCUGAUCUCGCUCAUGCCCACAGCCGACAGUGGGCAAAAGCUCACGAACUUCCUGAGAGUAUGUGUCUCAACUUUGACUGCGGCGCUCAGAUUAAGUUGGGCUUCGCUGCGGAGUUCUCCAAUGUGCUCGUGAUUUACACUCACAUCGUUAAGAAACCUACAGACAUGUCCUUCUGUCAAGCACACGUCACUGACUUCUCACAGGACCUUGAUGUAGAUCCUAAAUUGAUGAAUAGAGAAACUCCAGAAGAGACAGGGAUCUACCUCCUGUCCAGCAGUCUGCCGCAACACUGUCUCUACACCAGACUCAGCUCACUGCAGAAGCUUAGGGAGGAGCUGGUCUUCACCGUGUGCCUUCAGGGAACCUUCACUGCUAUGGACGACGAUCAUCCGAUCCACUGGACGAAAAGCGUCAACAUUGGAAAGCCGCUGAUAGCCCGACUGGAUCUCCACCGGGCCAUGCGGCGAAACAGCUGCCUGCAGACCUGCCUGAUGCCCCACAGUCCAUCCCACAGCCCCUGUCACAGCCCUGGACCCGAACACCGCCACCACCUCUAUCACGGGUCACACCAGGCCCAGGACUACAACCGCCUCUCCCCGCAGCAUCGCUAUUUGGACAUCGGUGAGCAUCUGCAGGGCGCAGUUGGAGGCUGCGGGGAUAUCUACUAUGAAAAUCUCAGCCAGUGUCGCUAUGACCCACCGUACACCUCCGGUGGGCUUUCGAGCUCACCAGGCAGGCUCAGCAUUCCCAUAGAGACCACAGACGACAUCAACGAGCUGCAGACUGUGUUCAUCAACAGUCUGCAGCUACAGCCACAGUGAGACAGAAUAGAAGCUUUAAAUGUCUGUAGUUCUGAAUCUAUAUUACUGCUGCUCUUGUUGUUACAUAUUUCAAAUGUAUAUUUUAUACAUCGGUUGUUUCAGAAAGUGUUAUGCUGACCUUUGUAAAUCUGUUUUGAGAACUGAAAACAUGUAUUUGAGUAAACUGACUAAUAGGUCCUCAUGUAACAGUAUUUCAGAGACUUAAAAAUAGAGCUGAAACUAUUUUUCUUAGCCAGAUGCAUUUAAACUACAAACUAGGUGGGCAUUAAAAUAAAAACGGUACAUGGUAUGCAUUUUAUCAAAUAAACCUGAGAAAAAGA